UGGCUGUUAAGUACAUUUUUUUAUAGGGGGUGCAUUGUAAAUUCAGAAAUCAUGAGGGUAUUCCUGCAACUGUGCUAAACACUGUAGGGUGCCAACCGCCAAUAUAGUUUUCCAUUAAAGACAAGGCGUCCUCUGAGAUUCGUGAGAACUGGAAAGUGGCAGUUAAUUAUGGAUCUCCAAAUGAUUCUGGAAGUUGGAUUGUGUCUUCUGGAGAUGAUUGAGUAUGCUUGCGGUCACGUUUUCGCACAAAGGAUUUGAUGAGACACGUCGUCUUGGUCUCCAAAUUGAAACAGAACAAACGGUGCGUCAUGCUUCCCCGCCUGGUGAAACUGGUAUGCUUGUCGUUGAUUCCGUGGUACCAGGUGGCCCAGCCCAUAAGCAUUUGGAGCCGGGCGAUGUGCUUGUUCGCAUGAAUGGUGAGGUGAUUACCCAAUUCCUGAAGACAGAAUCCUUACUUGAUGAUAGUAUCGACCAGAAGGUUGAGCUACAGAUUGAAAGGGGUGGCACAACAUUGACUUUCGACUUGGUGGUUCAGAACUUGCACUCAAUAACUCCUGACUACUUCUUGGAAGUUAGUGGUGCUGUGAUUCAGCCACUUUCUUAUCAACAGCCUAUACUGGCCAUGGGGGUGUUUAUGGUGUAUGUGUUUGACUCACUUUCUAUUGGAUCCUUGCAAAAUGGCUGUGGUUCAGAAGGGUUCACAAGGGCUAGAAAUUUCCGUUUCCAUUCUGGUCUUGUCUAUGUUACCGAACCAGGGUAUAUGCUAUUUAGGGCUGGAGUUCCACGGCAUGCCAUCAUUAAGAAGUUUGCAGGAGAAGAAAUAUGCCGUCUUGAAGACCUAAUCUUGGUACUAUCUAAACUGUCAAGGGGUGCAAGAAUACCAUUGGAAUUUGUAAGAUACACUGAUCGUCAUCGAAGAAAGUCUGUCCUAGUCACAGUUGACGGCCAUGAGUGGUAUGCCCCUCCUCAGAUAUACACUCGUGAUGAUGGUUCUGGUUUAUGGACAGCAAAGCCUGCUUUGCCACCUGACUGCCCUCUUUUAUCAUCUGCCACCAAACAUGUUGGACAAGGUCUAGCAAACCACAUACUUUCAUCAGAUGCUAGCGAGGCUAGUCCAAUGGAACAUGUCCAUCACACUAUCAGCCAAGAAUCUUCUGAUGGUGUAACCAGUAUCGAAACUAGUGAUGAAUAUGUCGCUGAAGGCCAAGCUUCUAGGGAUGAAUCUGAUUUUGGAACAAAAAAGCUGCAGGAGGAGGAGAAUUCAUCUGCUGAUGGACUUGUUAUUGCUGAUGGUUCUUUAGAUGAGCCCACAGAAGUGGGAUUGGAGGACUCAAAAACCUUGGAAGAUGCAGUUUUAAGAGAUUAUCAAGGUGCCGCAGCUGCCGCAGCUAAUGCUUCAGUUGCUGAGCGUGUGAUAGAGCCUACUCUUGUAAUGCUCGAG
Molecule: messenger RNA, 1441 nt
Organism: Ilex paraguariensis (yerba mate)
Lineage: Eukaryota; Viridiplantae; Streptophyta; Magnoliopsida; Aquifoliales; Aquifoliaceae
Source: the annotation of a GenBank genome assembly